CGCGGUCUCCACCGCUUCUGCCUUUGCUGCUGCUGCGGUCCCGGCGGAACUUUGCGUGUAGAACGGCUGAGGCGGGCUCGGGUGGGGCCGGGGUUCCGGCCACUCUGCAGAAUGGAGAUAAUCAGGAGCAAUUUUAAGAGUAAUCUUCAAAAAGUGUACCAGGCCAUAGAGGAGGCCGACUUCUUCGCCAUCGAUGGGGAGUUUUCAGGAAUCAGUGAUGGACCCUCAGUCACUGCGUUAACAAAUGGUUUUGACACUCCAGAAGAAAGGUAUCAGAAGCUUAAAAAACAUUCCAUGGACUUUUUGCUGUUUCAGUUUGGCCUUUGCACUUUUAAGUAUGACUACACAGAUUCAAAGUAUAUAACAAAGUCAUUUAACUUCUACGUUUUCCCGAAACCCUUCAAUAGAGCCUCACCAGAUGUCAAGUUUGUUUGUCAGAGCUCAAGCAUUGACUUUCUAGCAAGCCAAGGAUUUGAUUUUAAUAAAGUUUUUCGCAAUGGAAUUCCCUAUUUAAAUCAGGAAGAAGAAAGGCAGCUGAGAGAGCAGUACGACGAGAAACGCCUGCAGUCCGACGGUUCGGGCGCCCUGGCUUAUGUUUCCCCCAACGCGUCAAAGUGUCCUGUGACGAUCCCUGAGGAUCAGAAGAAGUUUAUUGACCAAGUGGUAGAGAAAAUAGAAGAUUUAUUACAAAGUGAAGAAAACAAGAACUUGGAUUUAGAGCCAUGUACUGGGUUCCAAAGAAAACUAAUUUAUCAGACUUUGAGCUGGAAGUAUCCCAAAGGCAUUCACGUUGAGACUUUAGAAACCGAAAAGAAGGAGCGAUACAUCGUCAUCAGCAAAGUAGAUGAAGAAGAACGUAAAAGGAGAGAGCAGCAGAAACACGCGAAAGAGCAGGAAGAACUGAAUGAUGCUGUGGGAUUUUCUAGAGUUAUUCAUGCCAUUGCCAAUUCGGGAAAACUCGUUAUUGGACACAAUAUGCUCUUGGAUGUCAUGCACACGGUUCAUCAGUUCUACUGCCCUCUGCCUGCGGACUUAAAUGAGUUUAAGGAGAUGACAACAUGUGUUUUCCCCAGACUCUUAGAUACAAAAUUGAUGGCCAGCACACAACCAUUUAAGGAUAUCAUUAACAACACAUCUCUUGCAGAAUUGGAAAAGCGGUUAAAAGAGACACCUUUCAACCCACCUAAAGUUGAAAGUGCAGAAGGUUUUCCGAGUUACGACACGGCUGCCGAGCAGCUCCACGAGGCAGGCUAUGAUGCAUAUAUCACGGGGCUGUGCUUCAUCGCCAUGGCCAACUACCUAGGUUCUUUUCUUAGCCCUCCAAAAAUUCACGUGUCUGCCAGAUCAAAACUCAUUGAACCUUUUUUUAACAAGUUAUUUCUUAUGAGAGUCAUGGAUAUCCCCUAUCUAAACUUGGAAGGACCAGACUUGCAACCAAAACGCGAUCAUGUUCUCCAUGUGACAUUCCCCAAAGAAUGGAAAACCAGCGACCUUUACCAGCUUUUUAGUGCCUUUGGGAACAUUCAGAUAUCCUGGAUCGAUGACACAUCAGCGUUUGUUUCUCUCAGCCAGCCCGAACAAGUACAGAUUGCUGUCAAUACCAGCAAAUAUGCAGAAAGCUAUCGGAUCCAAACCUACGCUGACUACGUGGGGAAAAAACAAGAGGAAAAGCAGAUCAAGAGAAAGUGGACAGAAGAUAGCUGGAAGGAGGUGGAGAGAAAGCGAUUAAACACGCAGUGCAUACCCUACACUCUGCAGAAUCACUAUCAACACACCAAUAGUCUUACCGUGACCAGCACAGUAGGAAAGAGAAAUUUGAGCCCCAGCCCAACAGAAGCUGACCUGGAGGCCAGAAUGUCGGGCGAGAUUUCUGACACUGAGCUCGAGCAGACUGAGUCCUGUGCAGAAUCCCUCUCCGAGGGAAGGAAAAAGGCCAAGAAAUUAAAAAGGAUGAAGAAGGACAUUUUGCCAGCAGCCCCCCCAGGAGGCCUCCCGGGCAGCCCUGCCAAGCUCUUCGAGGUUCCUGACACGUGGUAGCCGAGGCCCGGAGGAAGAGCCGUCGCCGGUGCCGUGGCUGAGGAGGACCUGGCCGGCGCGUUCGGAAGCCAUACUCUGUUUAAUUCCAUGAAAUGUGCUGGGGGAGGGGUUUGGAGCCAAGUCCGCCUCCUGGCAAAAGCCCAGUUUCUUUGA
This is a messenger RNA of Hyaena hyaena (striped hyena), 2190 nucleotides long. It is a transcript of the gene PARN, whose product is annotated as poly(A)-specific ribonuclease. Gene Ontology annotation, cellular component: cytoplasm; nucleus. Gene Ontology annotation, biological process: nuclear-transcribed mRNA poly(A) tail shortening. Gene Ontology annotation, molecular function: metal ion binding; poly(A)-specific ribonuclease activity; RNA binding. The transcript is spliced from 24 exons. The record is from RefSeq and is a predicted model, not a curated record. NCBI's taxonomy places the organism in Eukaryota, Metazoa, Chordata, Mammalia, Carnivora, Hyaenidae. The coding region runs from base 112 to 2037 and encodes 641 amino acids.